CUGACGCGAUUCGCACCGAGUCACCGGGCAGCGUUAUUGUGUGAGUCUAGUCCGAGUUGACUCAACACCAUUCGAGCCGACCAAAUUGUUUUGAGUUGCAGAAUUAUAAUUGUAGAUCACAUUUCUAAAUUCUAACCAACCCAGAUCAAUAGAUCAUACCAAUCUCUUCCUCCCUCAAAGUAAUUCAUUUCUACUUGCGCCAAAAUUUUCAUAAUCACUUACCUUUUAUUCUCUCUUAAGAUCCUAAGAAAACUGCUCUCUGCAACUAUUCCGUGUGCUGAGAUUUCAAGCAGUAUAAAACAAUGCUCUGUUAAUUAGCGCAGAUAUAUGUUCAUCGAAGCAGAAUCCUGGGCAUUGGUUCGUUGAAGAGAAGGGUUCGUGGAAGUUGGAAAAUAAUGAGGAACCGGAGAUGGGUAUUCGCUUUGCUUCUUUGUUUUUCAACUUUUUGGAGGAUUGAAGCUUUCAAGUUCCACAGAGCUCAGAAAACUGAGAGAAUCUCCGGGAGCGCGGGUGAUGUCCUGGAAGAUGAUCCUGUCGGAAGGUUAAAGGUUUUCGUUUAUGAGCUUCCUAGCAAAUACAACAAAAAGAUUUUACAGAAGGACCCAAGAUGCCUCACCCAUAUGUUUGCAGCGGAGAUUUUCAUGCACCGUUUCCUCUUGUCAAGUCCCGUUCGUACACUUAACCCUGAAGAAGCAGACUGGUUCUACACUCCUGUGUAUACUACUUGUGAUCUGACACCAAAUGGCCUCCCAUUACCAUUCAAAUCACCUCGUAUGAUGAGAAGUGCUAUACAACUAAUCUCUUCCAACUGGCCUUAUUGGAAUGCAACUGAAGGGGCCGAUCACUUCUUUAUUGUGCCUCAUGAUUUUGGGGCGUGCUUUCACUAUCUAGAAGAGAAAGCUAUUGAGAGAGGAAUCCUUCCAUUGCUCCAGCGGGCUACUUUGGUCCAGACUUUUGGACAACGUAACCAUGUUUGCUUAAAGGGUGGAUCAAUCAUAAUCCCUCCAUAUGCCCCUCCACAGAAAAUGCAGGCACAUCUAAUUUCUCCUAGCACCCCUCGAUCCAUCUUUGUUUACUUCCGAGGUCUGUUUUAUGAUGUUGGAAACGACCCAGAAGGUGGUUAUUAUGCAAGAGGUGCGCGAGCAUCAGUGUGGGAGAACUUCAAGGACAAUCCUCUGUUUGAUAUCUCCACGGAACACCCAACUACAUACUAUGAAGACAUGCAGAGAGCUAUCUUCUGUCUUUGCCCGCUCGGAUGGGCCCCAUGGAGUCCUAGACUGGUUGAAGCAGUUGUAUUUGGGUGCAUUCCUGUCAUCAUAGCUGAUGACAUUGUCUUACCGUUUGCUGAUGCAAUUCCAUGGGAAGAUAUCGGUGUUUUUGUAGCAGAAAAGGAUGUCCCUAAGCUGGAUACAAUACUAACCUCGAUUCCAAUAGAAGAGAUACUAAGGAAGCAAAGAGUACUAGCCAAUCCUUCAAUGAAACAGGCGAUGUUGUUUCCGCAACCAGCUCAGGCACGGGACGCCUUCCAUCAGAUUUUGAACGGCCUCGCUCGUAAAUUGCCUCAUCACAGGAGUAUUUACAUCACAAGUGGUGAAACCACUCUAAACUGGACUGCAGGACCACUGGGUGACCUCAAACCUUGGUAGCUACUCUUCUUGUAUCAAAUGUAUUGAUUAAUGUAAAUUUCCCAUUCAAGUUCAAAUCUUUUUGUAGCUGUGGUUGGUUUGUUGUAGUCAGAUUUUGAUCAACAGUUUUUACCACUUGAGUUUUAUAGCAAGAACAGUAGUAGGUCUUUCCAUACUAGAUUAAUCUGCUUUGAUCUCGCCUUCAAUGGAAAUGAAAUAUUGGUUUAUAUUAA
Messenger RNA from Salvia miltiorrhiza (redroot sage), 1858 nucleotides. RefSeq names its product probable beta-1,4-xylosyltransferase IRX10L. The record is from RefSeq and is a predicted model, not a curated record. The coding region runs from base 396 to 1646 and encodes 416 amino acids. The transcript has 4 exons. Gene Ontology annotation, molecular function: 1,4-beta-D-xylan synthase activity; glucuronoxylan glucuronosyltransferase activity. Lineage: Eukaryota; Viridiplantae; Streptophyta; Magnoliopsida; Lamiales; Lamiaceae. Gene Ontology annotation, biological process: plant-type secondary cell wall biogenesis; glucuronoxylan biosynthetic process.